GAGACGUACACAGCGGAGUUCGGUCCAUCUCUGCCCGCAGCUUGCUAACCUCGCUGCAAGGCCACUGCGGGAAGAUGGCGACGGAAAAACCGAAACAUGAAGGAAGAGUUAAAAUUGGACAUUACAUUCUCGGAGACACGCUCGGAGUUGGGACGUUUGGAAAGGUUAAAGUGGGCCAACAUGAGCUGACCAAGCACCAAGUGGCAGUAAAGAUUUUGAACAGGCAGAAGAUCCGCAGUUUGGAUGUGGUGGGAAAGAUUCGCCGGGAGAUCCAGAAUCUCAAGCUUUUCAGGCAUCCUCACAUAAUUAAACUGUAUCAGGUUAUCAGCACCCCCACAGAUAUCUUCAUGGUGAUGGAGUAUGUCUCAGGAGGAGAGCUCUUUGAUUACAUCUGCAAAAAUGGAAAGUUGGAUGAAAAGGAGAGUCGCCGGCUGUUCCAGCAGAUUAUUUCAGCAGUAGACUAUUGCCACAGACACAUGGUGGUUCACCGAGACCUCAAGCCUGAAAAUGUGCUGCUUGAUGCCCAUAUGAAUGCCAAGAUUGCUGACUUUGGUUUGUCAAACAUGAUGUCAGAUGGAGAGUUCCUGCGAACAAGCUGUGGUUCUCCAAACUAUGCUGCUCCUGAGGUCAUCUCAGGAAGGUUAUAUGCUGGUCCAGAGGUGGAUAUCUGGAGCAGUGGGGUCAUUCUCUAUGCCUUGUUGUGUGGGACACUUCCCUUCGAUGACGACCAUGUGCCAACACUCUUUAAGAAGAUCUGUGAUGGGAUCUUUUUCACGCCGCAGUAUCUGAACCCUUCAGUAAUAAGCCUCCUUAAACACAUGCUGCAGGUGGACCCCAUGAAAAGAGCCACUAUCAAAGAGAUCCGAGAGGAUGACUGGUUCAAACAGGACCUGCCUAAAUACUUGUUCCCAGAGGACCCCUCCUACAGCAACAACAUGAUUGACGAUGAGGCCCUGAAGGAAGUAUGUGAGAAGUUUGAGUGUACUGAGGAGGAGGUCCUGGCCUGCAUAUACAGUCGCAACCAUCAGGACCCAUUGGCCGUCGCCUACCACCUCAUCAUUGACAAUCGUCGCAUCAUGAGUGAAGCCAAGGAUUUCUACCUGGCAUCGAGCCCUCCCGACUCUUUUCUAGACGACCAGCACCUGACCUCAUCUGGUGCAGCAGUGGCUGGCAUCAUCAAGCCCCACCCUGAGCGUGUACCCUUCCUCUUGGCGGAGACUCCUCCCAGGCCUCGGCACACACUGGACGAAUUGAACCCCCAGAAGUCCAAGCACCAGGGUGUAAGAAGGGCCAAGUGGCACCUGGGUAUCCGCAGUCAGAGUAGACCCAAUGAUAUCAUGUCGGAAGUGUGCCGUGCCAUGAAACAGCUGGAUUAUGAGUGGAAGGUUGUGAAUCCAUAUUAUUUACGUGUGAGAAGGAAGAAUCCUAUUACUGGGAUGCAAACCAAGAUGAGCCUUCAACUCUACCAGGUGGACAGUAGAACCUACCUCCUUGACUUCCGUAGCAUAGACGAUGAUAUGUUGGAGACAAAAUCUGGAACUGCUACCCCUCUCCGCUCUGGGUCUGUGGGCAACUACCGCACCACUAUUAAGAACGAUGUAGAUGGGGCUGACGCUCCACCUACAUCUAGCGUUGUGCACCCCACCAAGGCAGCAGAAGGCUCCUUAGCUUCAUCGUUGACCUCAUCCAUCGACUCAACGGGAGGGGGGGACAACGCGUCUGUCCCUCGACCAGGAAGCCACACCAUCGAGUUCUUUGAGAUGUGCGCAAAUCUUAUUAAACUACUUGCACGAUAACUUGCAAAACAAUCGCUAGCCUUUUUUCCUCUCCGAGUGUCUUUAUAGCAAUAAGCAUGCAACCGAUUCAUGGCUCAAUUCAUCCCAGCUGAGGAUGAAGUGAUUGUCCCAUGGCACUGAUGCAGGUUGAUGUUCCCUUAGCUUAAGGGAUGUAUACCGAGCUGACAGGGGAUGUACGGGGUUAUUGGAAAAGAUGAAUGACAAGCUACUUAAUAGCUAGGACAGAACAACAAUUAGGAAGGGGGGGGGGGUUACAAUAUCCUGAUCAAUUUAAUAGCAAAUGUCCACAUCCCACCUAUACAUAUAUGCGCAAGUGAUUACACUGAAUUUUCUGUACUGUAGCCAGUGAGCACUGCUUUCCAGUACAGAGAUAAAGACCAAGUUUUUGCCUGCACAGAAGGAAGCCACACGUUAAGGGUUGGGUAGUUGGGUGGCAGAGGUAUAGGAUGCAGGAAGCACUUUUGCACAAGUUUCUUUUAUUUCCUGCUGCUCUUGUUUUUCUCUUAGUGGGGAUCAGAGAAGUAGUGCAGAUGUAUCGGGGUGCUGCACUGGCUAUAACUAGGGUUGUCAUGCCCAUCACAUUCAUUGGACUACAAGAAGUGCAAUGACCCCUGUAUUUCUGUCUUGCGUCAGGGAUAAAAGAAUGCUUCAUCAGA
Seriola dumerili (greater amberjack) is the source of this 2452-nucleotide messenger RNA. RefSeq names its product protein kinase AMP-activated catalytic subunit alpha 1 (gene prkaa1). NCBI's taxonomy places the organism in Eukaryota, Metazoa, Chordata, Actinopteri, Carangiformes, Carangidae. The transcript has 9 exons. Gene Ontology annotation, cellular component: cytoplasm. The record is from RefSeq and is a predicted model, not a curated record. Bases 75 to 1796 code for a protein of 573 amino acids. Gene Ontology annotation, molecular function: protein serine/threonine kinase activity; ATP binding. Gene Ontology annotation, biological process: protein phosphorylation; intracellular signal transduction.